Molecule: messenger RNA, 179 nt
Organism: Mesorhabditis spiculigera
Lineage: Eukaryota; Metazoa; Nematoda; Chromadorea; Rhabditida; Rhabditidae
Source: the annotation of a GenBank genome assembly
CCGGAUGCGAACGAAUCCAGAUUAUUGCUAGUAGCGCCAGGAGACAGGCCCAAAUCUGGCGCGACGCGAAAGACUUUGUCACGAAGGCGCUGAUCCCUCAAAGCGUGGAGCAUGCAAACCGUGGGCGGACCCAGCAGAGGAGUGCCGUCGAGAUUGUGUCGAUGAUUAAGGGAUAUCCG